Pleuronectes platessa (European plaice) is the source of this 7234-nucleotide messenger RNA. It is a transcript of the gene dock7, whose product is annotated as dedicator of cytokinesis 7. The record is from RefSeq and is a predicted model, not a curated record. Gene Ontology annotation, molecular function: guanyl-nucleotide exchange factor activity. The transcript is spliced from 50 exons. NCBI's taxonomy places the organism in Eukaryota, Metazoa, Chordata, Actinopteri, Pleuronectiformes, Pleuronectidae. The coding region runs from base 84 to 6416 and encodes 2110 amino acids. Gene Ontology annotation, biological process: positive regulation of GTPase activity; small GTPase-mediated signal transduction; axonogenesis.
CCCGUCUCUCCUGCGGUCGCAGUGGAAACCGGAGCCAGUCCGCCUCCUGCCCGGGAAUCCACAGCACAUCAGCGGCCACUGCCAUGGCUGAACGCCGCGCCUUCGCCCAAAAAAUCAGCAGGACUGUGGCAGCAGAGGUCAGGAAGCAGAUAGCCGGCCAGUAUGGAGGCUCCCCACAGCUCCUCAAAAACCUCAAUGUUGGGACCACAACAAGCAACACAGUUCCCCUCACAGAGGCAGUGGAGCCGGUGGAUUUUGAGGAGUACCUCAUCACCCACCCGCCCAUCGUUGAGUCCGGCCCCCUGAGAGAUCUGAUCGAGUUCCCCCCCGAUGACAUCGAGGUCACCUACACACCCAGGGAGUGUCGCACAGUGGCACAGGCCGUUCCUGAGGAAGGGGACACUGAUGUUCACGUCAGAGACUGUGUCAGAUCUUACACAGAGGACUGGGCCGUCGUCAACAGAAAAUAUCACAAACUCGGUACAGGUUUCAACCCCAACACUCUGGACAAGCAGAAGGAGCGUCAGAAAGGUCUGCCCAAGCAAGUGUUUGAGGCCGAUGAGAUGCCAGACAGCAGCAGCUACCAGGACGACCAGGACGACUUGAAGCGGCGGUCGAUGUCUAUAGACGACACGCCGCGCGGCAGCUGGGCCUGCAGCAUCUUUGACUUGAAGAACUCCGUCCCCGACGCCCUCCUCCCUCACCUGCUCGACCGCGCUCCCAACGACGAGAUCGACCGGCACAACGAGGAGCUUCGCAAGGCGAACCGCCACCGGGAGCUCUUCGCUCUGCACCCUGCCCUCGAUGAGGAAGAGCCCAUUGAGCGCCACUGUGUGCCUGAAGUACCUAAAGAACACUUUGGCCAGAGGCUACUCGUCAAGUGCUUGUCCUUGAAGUUCGAGAUCGAAAUUGAACCCAUAUUUGCUAGUUUGGCCUUAUACGAUGUCAAGGAAAAGAAAAAGAUAUCAGAGAACUUUUUCUUUGACCUGAACUCCGAGCAGACGAAGGGGCUGCUGCGUCCACACACUCAGACAGCGGCCAUCUCUACGCUGGCUCGCUCGGCCAUAUUCUCCAUUACCUAUCCCUCCACGGAUGUCUUCCUCGUCAUCAAGCUGGAGAAAGUUCUGCAGCAAGGUGAUAUCGGAGAGUGUGCAGAACCCUACAUGGUCUUCAAAGAGUCCGACGCUGCCAAGAAUAAAGAGAAGCUGGAGAAGCUGCGCGGCCAGUCGGAGCAGUUCUGCCAGCGUCUGGGUCGCUACCGAAUGCCCUUCGCUUGGACCGCCAUCCACCUGAUGAACAUUGUUAACAGUGCCGGCAGUUUGGAGAGAGACACGGAGAUGGAGAUGAGCCUCUCAGAGAGAAAAGGCUCCUGGUCAGAGCGAAGAAACUCGAGCAUCAUGGGAAGACGCUCCCUGGAGAGGACCACCAGUGGAGAUGAGUCGUGCAGUCUGACGGGCUUUAGACCUGCAACACUCACCAUCACCAACUUCUUCAAACAGGAGGGAGACAGACUGAGCGAUGAAGACUUGUAUAAGUUUCUAGCAGAUAUGAGAAGACCCUCCUCUGUGCUGAGAAGACUCAGACCCAUCACAGCCCAGUUGAAGUUGGAUAUUUCCCCAGCUCCAGAGAACCCCCACUAUUGCUUGACCCCUGACCUCCAUCAAGUUAAACCUUACCCAGACAGUAGGGUACGUCCCACCAGGGAGAUCCUGGAGUUCCCUGCAAGGGAUGUCUACGUGCCGAACACCACAUACAGGAAUCUGCUUUAUGUGAACCCUCAAAGUCUUAACUUCGCCAACCGCCAAGGCUCCGCCCGCAACAUCACAGUGAAAGUGCAAUUCAUGAAUGGAGAGGAUCCUAACAAUGCAAUGCCGGUGAUAUUUGGGAAGUCCAGUUGUGCAGAUUUCGCGAAAGAGGCCUACACUGCCGUGGUGUACCAUAACAGAUCACCUGACUUCCACGAUGAGAUCAAGAUCAAGUUGCCAGCCUCCCUGUCGGACCACCACCACAUUCUCUUCACCUUUUACCACGUCAGCUGCCAGCAGAAGCAGAACACUCCUCUGGAGACCCCUGUGGGAUACACGUGGAUCCCCAUGUUGCAGAGCGGCCGUCUGCGGACGGGACACUUCUGUCUUCCUGUGUCUCUGGAAAAACCUCCACAAUCCUACUCUGUUCUCUCCCCAGAUGUUCCUCUCCCGGGGAUGAAGUGGGUGGAUAACCAUCGAGGAGUAUUCAAUGUGGAAGUGGUGUCCGUCUCAGCCCUACACACACAGGACCAGUACCUGGAUAAGUUCUUUGCCUUGGUUCACGCCCUGGAUGAGCACAUGUUCCCAGUUAGAAUAGGAGACAUGCGCAUCAUGGAGAACAACCUGGAGGCCGAGCUCAAGUCCAGCAUUGCGGCUCUAAACUCUUCCCAGCUGGAGCCGGUGGUUCGAUUCCUUCACCUCCUACUCGACAAGUUGGUUCUGCUCAUAGUGCGGCCGCCGGUCAUCGCUGGACAGAUAGUGAAUCUGGGCCAGGCAUCCUUCGAGGUCAUGGCAUCCAUAGUGAACCGGCUUCACAAGUACCUGGACAGCAGCCAGGACAUGCACGGACGCAACAGCCUGCUGUCCUCGUACAUCCACUAUGUCUUCCGCUUGCCGAGCACCGACCCCAACGCGCCAUCGCCAGGCCCGGGAGGGUUGGGAGGCUCGGUUCACUACGCCACCAUGGCCCGCUCGGCGGUCCGACCCGCCAGCCUCAACCUCAACCGCUCCCGCAGCCUUAGCAAUAGCAACCCGGACAUUUCCGGGACGCCCACCUCUCCUGAUGACGAGGUCCGCUCCAUCAUUGGCAGCAAGGCCAUGGAGCGCUGUGGCAAUCGCAUGUCUUCGCACACUGAGAGCGCCAGUUUCUUGCAAACUUUAACAGGACGGUUGCCCACAAAAAAGCUCUUCCAUGAGGAGCUGGCGCUCCAGUGGGUGGUGAGCAGCGGGAGCGUCCGGGAGGGCGCUCUACAGCAGGCCUGGUUCUUCUUUGAGCUCAUGGUGAAGAGCAUCAUCCACCACCUUUACUUCACCGAGCGCCUCGAGUCUCCGAGGAAGAACCGCUUUCCAGAACGCUUCAUGGAUGACAUCACAGCCCUGGUCAGCACCAUCGCUGGGGACAUUGUGUCUCGCUUCCAGAAGGACCUGGAGCUCGUGGAGAGACUCAACACGAGUCUGGCUUUCUUUCUCAAUGACUUGCUGUCAGUGAUGGACCGAGGCUUCGUCUUCACCCUCAUCAGGGCAUACUGGAAACAGGUGUCCACAAAGCUUUACACUCUGCAGAACCCCAACCUGGAGUCUUUGAGGCUGGAUUUCUUGAGAAUCGUCUGCAGCCAUGAACACUACGUCACCCUCAACCUGCCCUGCAGCCUGCUGACACCACCCGCCUCCCCUUCCCCCUCCGUGUCCUCAGCAACGUCACAGAGCUCUGGGUUCUCCACACAUGUCCAGGACCAGAAGAUAGCCAACAUGUUCGAGCUGUCCGUCCCCUUCAGAGAGCAACACUAUCUGGCUGGACUGGUGCUCUCUGAGCUGUCUGUGAUUCUGGACCCAGAGAACGAGGGGAUGUUUGCUCUACAUAAGAAAGUGGUGAGUGUCGUCCACAACCUCCUGUCCAGCCACGACUCUGACCCCCGCUACGCAGAUCCAGAGGUGAAGGCCCGGGUCGCCAUGCUCUACCUGCCUCUGAUUGGAAUCAUCAUGGAAACGCUGCCACAGCUCCACGACUUCACAGAGUCCCAUAACCAGUGGGGUCGGCCAGGUUGCCCCCAGGGGGCAGCGGCGGGCAGCACUGGCGAGGAGGCCGAAGGAGAGGGCAACAGUAUAAUCAGCCAGACUGUUGCGAUGGCUAUAGCAGGCACCUCCACCCCCUCACCGAUGUCCCGACCAAGCAGCUUCUUGCUCAACUCGCAGGCGAGUCGUCAGCACGCAAGCUUCUCGGCCGAGUCCAGUCGCAGUCUGCUCAUCUGUCUGCUGUGGGUGCUGAAGAACGCCGAUGAGAUGGUGCUGCAGAAGUGGUUCACAGACCUGUCGGUGUCUCAGCUCAACCGGCUGCUGGACCUUCUCUACCUCUGUGUCUCCUGCUUCGAAUACAAGGGGAAGAAGGCGUUUGAGCGAAUGAACAGCCUGACCUUUAAAAAGUCCAAAGACAUGAAGGCCAAGCUGGAGGAGGCCAUACUGGGCAGCAUCGGGGCCAGACAGGAGAUGGUGCGCCGCAGCCGGGGACAGCUUGAGCGGAGUCCAUCUGGCAGUGCAUUUGGAAGUCAGGAGAACCUUCGCUGGAGGAAGGACAUGACCCACUGGAGACAAAACAGCGAGAGGAUGGACAAGAGUCACAGAUCAGUCAGGACCAGGGCAGAGUUGGAGCAUGAAGCACUUAUCGAUGGAAACCUUGCAACAGAGGCCAACAUAAUUAUUCUUGACACAUUGGAGAUCGUUGUGCAGACGGUCUCAGUGACUGAGUCCAAGGAGAGCAUCUUGGGUGGAGUGCUGAAGGUGCUGCUGCACAGCAUGGCCUGCAACCAGAGCGCCCUCUACCUCCAGCACUGUUUUGCCACACAGAGGGCACUGGUGUCUAAGUUUCCUGAGCUGCUGUUCGAGGAGGAGACGGAGCAGUGUGCUGACCUGUGCCUGAGACUCCUGAGGAGCUGCAGCAGCAGCAUUAGCACCAUCAGGGCCCACGCCAGCGCCUCCCUCUACCUCCUCAUGAGGCAAAACUUUGAAAUAGGCAACAAUUUUGCGAGAGUAAAGAUGCAGGUGACCAUGUCUCUUUCCUCGCUCGUGGGAACCUCUCAGAAUUUCAACGAGGAGUUCCUGCGUCGCUCUCUAAAGACCAUCCUCACCUACGCAGAGGAGGACCUGGAGCUGAGGGAGACCACGUUUCCAGACCAGGUCCAGGAUCUUGUGUUUAACCUGCACAUGAUCCUCUCUGACACGGUGAAGAUGAAGGAGCACCAGGAAGAUCCUGAGAUGCUGAUAGAUCUCAUGUACAGGAUUGCGAAGGGUUACCAGACCUCUCCAGACUUGAGACUGACAUGGCUCCAGAACAUGGCCGGGAAACACUCAGAGAGGAAUAACCACGCCGAGGCUGCCCAGUGUCUUGUGCACAGCGCCGCUCUGGUUGCAGAAUACCUGAGCAUGCUGGAGGACCGCAAGUAUCUGCCUGUGGGCUGCGUCACCUUCCAGAACAUUUCCUCCAACGUGCUGGAGGAGUCAGCGGUCUCUGAUGACGUGGUGUCACCAGAUGAAGAGGGCAUCUGCUCAGGAAAGUACUUCACUGAGAUCGGUCUGGUCGGACUCCUGGAGCAGGCUGCCGCCUCCUUCUCCAUGGCUGGCAUGUACGAGGCAGUGAACGAAGUAUACAAGGUUCUGAUCCCAAUUCACGAAGCCAGCAGGGACGCAAAGAAGCUGUCGACCAUUCAUGGUAAACUACAGGAAGCCUUUGGGAAGAUAGUUCACCAGAGUACUGGCUGGGAGAGGAUGUUUGGUACGUACUUCAGAGUCGGAAUUUAUGGUUCAAAAUUCGGCGACUUGGACGAGCAGGAGUUUGUGUACAAAGAGCCGGCCAUCACGAAGCUGGCAGAGAUCUCUCACAGGCUCGAGGGUUUCUAUGGGGAGCGAUUUGGAGAGGAACAGGUAGAAGUCAUUAAAGACUCCAACCCGCCGGACAAGUGCAAGCUGGAUCCAAACAAGGCCUUUAUCCAGAUCACGUAUGUGGAGCCGUACUUCGACACGUACGAGAUGAAGGACCGCAUCACCUACUUUGACAAGAACUACAACCUGCGGCGUUUUGUGUACUGCACGCCUUUCACCCUGGACGGGCGGGCGCACGGCGAUCUGCACGAACAGUACAAACGCAAGACCAUCCUCACCACGUCCCACGCCUUCCCCUACAUCAAGACACGGAUCAACAUCAUCCACAAGGAGGAGGUUAUCUCCACACCCAUCGAGGUGGCCAUAGAGGACAUGCAGAAGAAGACUCAGGAGCUGGCCUACGCCACCCACCAGGACCCGUCUGAUGCCAAGAUGCUGCAGAUGGUCCUGCAGGGAUCAGUUGGUACAACCGUCAACCAGGGUCCUUUGGAGGUGGCUCAGGUUUUCCUGUCAGAAAUCCCCAGUGACCCCAAACUGUACAGACACCACAAUAAGCUGCGGCUCUGCUUCAAGGACUUCACCAAGAGGUGUGAAGAUGCCCUGCGUAAGAACAAGAGCCUGAUUGGUCCGGACCAGAAGGAGUACCAGAGGGAGCUGGAGAGGAACUACCACCGGCUGAAGGAGGCGCUGCAGCCGCUCAUCAACAGAAAGAUCCCUCAGCUCUAUAAACCUGUACUGCAGGUCAACUCGCACAGAGAUUCCUUCAGCAGAAUGAGUCUCCGUAGGCUUGACAUCUGAAGAUGAAGAGACCACACACACAGACAGACACACACACACACACACAAACAGAAAUUGCAAUAUUAAUUUAUUCUCAAGUGUAAAUAGGAGUGUCUCUUCAAAGUUGGUUGGUGUUUCUGAGACGGAGCUGAGAGGCUGAAGCUGCUGCAGCUCGGUACGUCAUUCCAGUGUCUUAAUUUGUUUACAGAGAAACUGUUACACAAUCCGAGGGACGCGACAAGAUGUUCUUAACGAUUAAGGGGACACCUUGGCAUUUAGACUUUUCUGUGCUUGUUGAUUUGUGACAGUGGGGAACAAACGUUUAUAUUUUUUCCAUACGCUACCUUAAUAAAAAAGCUAAUAAUGUGAGCCUUCACUCUUGAAAACCAACAGAAUCUGCUGGCGUUAAUCGAACAAAACCCCAGAGUAGAAAAAGAAUGAGAUCCAUUUAUUGGUCAAAGUGCCAAAAAAAACAACCUUAUAUUUCCCCUGCCAAAUUUUAUCAAAGUGACUGUAGAUAUGGUACGAUUUCAAAAGUCAAGGUGUCUUUUUAAUGAUGUGUCAAAAAAAAAUCUGUAUUCAAUUUCAUGUGUGCACUUUUUUAUUACGGUGUAAGCGACGCAUUUUACAACUUGAAGAUUAUGUAAUUCAAAACGUGGAGUGAAAAAAUGAAAACAUGCAAAAAAUUAUACUAUUAUUUAUCAUGAUGCUUUAUUAUCAUUUAUAGUUGGAAGCGACAAUGUUUUAAAGUUAGGUACUUUAAACAACCCUGUAUAAUUUUAUGUAGUUUUGUUUUUGUUUAUUUUAAAUAUUUUACUAAAUAAAUAUUUUAAUGUUCA